AUGUGUGCCUCAUUUCACCCCAAAGAAGACCUUGUUGUUUCUGCCUCUUUGGAUCAGACUGUGCGUGUUUGGGAUAUUGGUGCUUUGAGAAAGAAAACAGUAUCCCCUGCUGAUGACAUUCUGCGAUUGCCUCAAAUGAACACAGACUUCUUUGGUGGGGUUGAUGCUGUUGUUAAGUAUGUACUGGAAGGCCAUGAUAGAGGUGUUAACUGGGCUUCUUUCCAUCCAACUCUCCCUUUGAUUGUUUCUGGAGCAGAUGACCGACAAGUUAAAAUCUGGCGCAUGAAUGAUACGAAGGCUUGGGAGGUGGACACUCUGAGAGGCCACAUGAACAACGUGUCGUGUGUUCUGUUCCAUGCGAGACAGGACAUAAUUGUCUCAAACUCGGAAGACAAGAGCAUCCGUGUCUGGGAUGCCACAAAAAGAACCGGUCUCCAAACUUUCCGUAGGGAGCACGACAGGUUCUGGAUCCUUGCAGCUCAUCCUGAAAUGAAUAUUCUUGCUGCCGGUCAUGAUAGUGGCAUGAUUGUUUUCAAGCUGGAGAGAGAGCGCCCUGCCUUUUAUGUUAGUGGCGAUUCCCUCUUCUAUGUCAAGGAUAGGUUCCUCCGUGCAUUUGAGUAUUCUUCCCAGAAAGACAUUCAGCUUAUACCCAUCCGUCGUCCUGGUUCUAAUAGCUUGAAUCAAGGGCCACGAUCUCUCUCCUACAGUCCUACAGAGAAUGCGGUCUUGAUAUGCUCGGACACUGAUGGGGGAACUUAUGAGCUCUACAUAAUCCCCAAAGAUAGUUAUGGCAGAGGCGACACGGUUCAGGAUGCAAGAAGAGGCAUUGGGACCUCAGCAGUGUUUAUUGCUCGAAACAGGUUUGCCGUGCUAGAGAAGAGCACCAACAAUGUACUGGUCAAGAACCUGAAAAAUGAAAUAGUGAAAAAGAGUCCUCUUCCUAACGGUACCGAUGCCAUAUUCUACGCGGGCACUGGGAACCUGCUGUGCAGGUCCGAGGACAGGGUUGUCAUCUUUGAUCUCCAGCAGAGGAUUGUCCUCGGGGAGCUGCAGACAUCUUUUGUUCGGUAUGUGGUAUGGUCCCACGAUAUGGAGAGUGUUGCCUUGCUGAGCAAACACUCGAUUAUCAUUGCUGAUAAGAAACUGGCCCACCGUUGCACCCUUCACGAGACUAUCCGUGUCAAAAGCGGAGGCUGGCAUGAUAAUGGCGUCUUCAUUUACACAACCCUCACUCACAUCAAGUAUUGCCUUCCCAAUGGAGACAGUGGGAUUAUCAAGACACUGGAUGUUCCAGUGUACAUAACCAAGAUAUACGGAAGCACAAUCUUUUGUUUGGACCGAGAUGGGAAGAACCGUCCCAUCAUCAUCGACCCCACUGAAUAUGUCUUCAAGCUAUCCUUAUUGAAGAAGAGGUAUGAUCAGGUCAUGAGCAUGAUAAAAAACUCAGAGCUCUGCGGCCAGGCUAUGAUUGCUUACCUUCAGCAGAAGGGCUUCCCACAGUUCCCAAGGUCGGUGAGCUCUUUGAGUAGCCUCCCUCGGGCUACUACUUCUUUUUCCUUGGCCAAAUUCAGUUCGGACUAA
This is a messenger RNA of Striga hermonthica, 1581 nucleotides long. The record is from the annotation of a GenBank genome assembly. Lineage: Eukaryota; Viridiplantae; Streptophyta; Magnoliopsida; Lamiales; Orobanchaceae.